GGAGGGUAAGUUGAGCGCGCGGGGGACAAAGUGUCGGGGAUGUAUGGAGUCACGACGCACGACGCAGCGCUCUUCGUCAUGACCUGAAGUGAAUCACGAUGGGAUUGCUUUGGUGACGUUAUAUUUAGAUUAGAAGCAAUUAGGCAUGGCUCGUGCGUGACGCAUAUUUACCAGAAGCUGUAGCACAAAGCUGCGCACUGACACCACUUUUGUCUGCAGCCCAUUUCAUUUUAUUUGUAGUAUAAUUUUUCAUCCAAAGCUGACAUUUCACUGCUCCUGAAUAUUUUUGCGGAGUGAGGAGUGCGUGGUGCGCUGACUGAGUGCGCCUGUUAAAUCAAGUGUGUGCGGAUUUCUCUGGCAGGACCCUCCUUUCUUAUUCGUGCACCUGUGGACGCUUGCAGAAAAACACCGUGGACGCCUUUUGAUUUUGUUUUCCUUUUUACCGCACGCGUUUUAGUUUUAAGCGCUCUGCUGCAGCGUAAAACGUCUCCCGGAUGCGCGGCUGGAUUUCAGCACCACAUCAUCGUUGAACAGCACUGGGUAGAAGCGUGUGGAUGGGCUCUGUCGGUCUCCGUGUCUCCAGCAGCUCCUAAGUACCGGCCACAAUGGCAGCACAGGGUUUCUGGUCUCUUGGUGGAGAUAAUGCGGCGGCAAACACCGGGAAUCAGAGCCCCAGCACAACCAGGGCUUGGUGCCAAGCGGCGGCCCAGAAAUUAUCCGGAGGAAUUGGAUCUAAAUUAUGUGCUCUUCUCAAUGUCGGAGAAUUGGAAAAAGCCGCCGAGCCGGCCGCCAAGCAGCAGCCGGAGACAGAGGCUGCUGCCUGCGGCUGCAACAAAUCCUGCAACUGCACCAAAGCUUCUGUGGUCUUCUCCGACCUCUAUUCAACAGACCUGUUACCUGCCAUGGACAGUGACGCCAAAACAAUGACCUUCCUGCAGGAAGUUGUGGAUAUUUUACUGGCCUAUAUCGUGGAGUCUUUCGACCGGGAAACGAAGGUUAUUGAUUUCCAUUAUCCGAACGAGCUGCUCCAGAAGAACAACUGGGAGCUUCAGAGCGAGCCGGCCUCCCUGGAUGAGAUCUUGAUCAGCUGUCGCGCCACCCUCAAAUACGCCAUCAAAACAGCCCAUCCCAGGUACUUCAAUCAGCUCUCUACAGGAUUAGACAUGGUUGGGCUGGCAGCCGAUUGGCUAACAUCCACUGCCAACACCAAUAUGUUCACCUAUGAGGUGGCUCCUGUCUUUGUGCUGCUGGAAUACGUCACUCUGAAGAAGAUGAGGGACAUCAUUGGCUGGUCGGAUGGGCAGGGAGAUGGCAUUUUCUCUCCUGGUGGGGCUAUUUCUAACAUGUACGCUAUGCUGCUGGCUCGCUUCAAGAUGUUCCCUGAAGUGAAGGAGAAAGGAAUGUCAUCCGUUCCCAGACUGGCGGCCUUUACAUCCGAACAUAGUCAUUUUUCAAUCAAAAAAGGUGCAGCGGCUCUUGGCAUCGGGACGGAGAGUGUGAUCUGCAUUAAAGCAGAUGAAAGCGGUAAAAUGGUCCCAGCCGACCUUGAGAGGAGAAUACUGGAAGCCAAACAGAAGGGUUUUGUCCCUUUCUUUGUCAGUGCAACUGCUGGUACCACAGUGUACGGAGCCUUUGACCCUCUCAUCGCCAUUUCUGACAUCUGCAAAAAGUACAACGUGUGGAUGCAUGUGGAUGGUGCGUGGGGGGGAAGUCUGCUCAUGUCCAGGAGACACAGGUGGAAGCUGGAUGGAGUUGAGAGGGCCAACUCAGUGACAUGGAACCCACACAAGAUGAUGUCAGUCCCUCUGCAGUGCUCCGCCCUGCUGGUCCGAGAGGAGGGCCUGAUGCAAAGCUGCAACCAGAUGCACGCCGUCUACCUGUUCCAGCAGGACAAACACUACGACCUCUCCUACGACACCGGGGAUAAAGCGCUGCAGUGCGGACGCCACGUGGACAUCUUCAAGCUGUGGCUCAUGUGGAGAGCUAAGGGCACCAUUGGGUUUGAGGCUCAGAUUGAUAAGUGUUUGGAGUUGUCUGAGUACCUCUACAACAAGAUCAAAGACAGAGAAGGAUACGAGAUGGUCUUCAAUGGGAAGCCUCAGCACACCAACGUCUGCUUCUGGUACCUCCCUCCUGGGAUCCGUUACAUGGAGGACAAAGAGGAGAGGAAGAAACACUUGCACAAGGUUGCUCCGGUGAUAAAGGCCAGGAUGAUGGAGUACGGAACAACCAUGGUCAGCUACCAACCCCAAGGAGACAAGGUCAACUUUUUCCGCAUGGUGAUCUCAAAUCCCGCCGCUACCUUCGAGGACAUCGACUUUCUUAUUGAGGAGAUUGAGCGACUCGGCCAGGAUCUAUAAAAACUCAUCUCGCCAAAUCCUGCUGUACGUUUCCCCUUGACGGAUGAAUUGUUUGUCGUGAAUGUACUGGUAAACUUCUUCUUUUUCUUUCUCUUUCCUCCAAAGUCACAUAUUUAAGAGUAUAUUUGAGAAAAAAGAUCUACAGAUAUAUCUAUAUAUAAUGUAUUGUAGCUUUGCCGUGGACUAACUUGGUCCAAAGCUAUGUAAAAGUGCUUCUGUCUGCCUUUCCAAUAGUGUAAUAGAUCCAAGAGUAGUGUAAGUGAUGUAACUUUAUAUGUACUUUUUGUGAUAUGAAAUGCUUCUGCAAUAGGUCGAUGAGGAAGAGUGUUAUUUUUGAAUCAUUUCUCAUUUGCCAAGUAUGUUGUUAAGUGCCAAUCGUGGUUGUGUUCUAUUGUAACUUUACACUUUAAACUUCUUGUUUAAAACAAAAAAAGCACUUCACCUUACCUCAGCGUAAUCAACUGCCUUUACAUCUGCACAUCCAAAGCAGUAAUUUCCUCAUGACUGGUGGUGAUUAUCAGAACUAGCUCAUGUUAAAUGCAGUAAAUAAUCCAGCCAGAAUAAGUCAUUAUAGGGAUUUUGAAUCAGGUACAGAAGAAGGUAUUCCCCUUAAAAUCAAACAACUGCAAAGUCAAUUCAAAGCGUUUAUGAAGGUGUGACGUUCCAGCAUGCAUCACAUCGUCCUCUGAGUUUGUUCUGCAGGUUAUGAUGCAAAUUAACUUUUGCUGCUUAAUACACUUUCUACUUUUCUUUCACAUGCUUCUUUCUAGUGUAUUUAAGGUGAUAACCCAUUUUGUUUCACUUUCAUAUCAAAAUGGACUUCAUUUUUAACAUGGCUGUAUAUUUAACUGUGCUAAGUGUGCUUUACAUGUCGUUACGAUGAUCUAAAAUUAUAAUAAUCAACAUUUAAGAGGUAACAUGAAGAUAUAAUCCUUUGUUUCAAAGCCCAUUUUCCUCAUAUUCAAUGGCUACCAUUGAUUUAGCCAGCCAAAGUACCAAAUUAUAUUUGUGGAAUGUGUAUUUACCACUUCCAAAUACUCUGGGAUUUGGUUCAAAUUGCAAUUAUACAAAGUAUAUUGCCAAAGUGUUUAUGAUACAAGAAAUAAGUCAUGGUGGGUUAUUUUCUUGCAUUGUUAGGAAAGCAAUGCUGGAUUACCAAAUCGGAAAAGUGGACCACUGCCAAAGGGCACCAAAACCCUGAGUUCACUGCAUGUCAAAUUGCUUUCAAGCAUUUAAUUAUUUAAAAAAUCCUAAAUAUGUCACACAUAGCUACACUUAGCUUUAGCGUUAAAAGCGUUAGCUAUAUACCCCUUGCAAAUUGUUCCUAAUAAUUCUAUAACGUGCUCACAUAAUGCAUUUUCCUGUUAAAGUAUCUCAUUAUAUUGAAACCAUCUAGUAGGAAGUUGGUAUAUUCCAGCAAGUCAAAGUCAAAAGUCACUCAAAGUCAACUUUAAGUCAAAGUACUGGCUAAACUGGAUUUAAUUGGAAUUAUGAUCACAGGACCUGCGGUACCAACUGUGGCCACUAUCCCCUUGCACUCCACCAUUGCUCCUGGCUCUUUCAACACUGGCAUUAUAAAUGUUAAGAUGUGAAACCUUUCAUCUACAGUGGCGAAAUGAGAUAAGCUAUUUGUCCGUGGUGUUUUUGGAAGAACACUUAAAGAAAGAUCGAGGAUUUUGAGAAAACUGAGAACGGGCGAUAAUGAUAUUUUGUUUAAUUUAGGAACUUCACCAAUUCGCAGGUAAAGCAAACCUGACAUCACUUGCACUAAAUCAUUGGGGAAGGAGGAGCAUCCAUUAGCAUUGCAACUGAGAUGUCUUCUUUAUUGAUUCACAAGCAAUAUGCGAUGAUGGGUCCAAACUACAGUAUAUACUCUGCAAAAAAGAAAAUCACAUAAAAGGUCACAUAAAAGAUAAUCACAUUUGCUAUUAUUUAGCAAACACUUAAACAUGCUUAUUACUGUAGGCAGCUUAGUUAAUGGAGUGUGAAUCCUGAUUAAACAAGCAGAGGUUCUGUAGCAUUUUCAUUAGAACAAGGUAGAAAAGCACAAUUUGCUCAAUACGGUCGCUCAGUGUACAAUCAUUUUAUGAUCAUAGAUUGUAAAUAGUAUUUCAAGAUGUCCUAAGUACAUAUCUUUGUGUAUACAUAAGUGUAUAUAAGACAUAUAACCAGAGACUAUUUGUGAGGUAAAGGUAAUCUCCAAUAUAGAUAACCUGUAUUUUCAUCUUGUUUGUCCAAAAGGCUUUUUUCCUGUGUGUGUAUGUUUGUCUGAUACUUGACUUGGUUUGUGACUCUUCUAGCUAUUUCAAAGAGAACAUGUUUCAGGGACUGGCUUUAAAGAAAUUGACAGUAUUCACCUCGAAAUACUUCCGAGUCUUUGCUCAGAGACUCUGGUGUUUGGAUUUUAAAUGAAUAUGCAAAGCCAUUUUGACUCUGAAGCUCUGUGUUUUUUGUGCACAAGUGAAUACUUGACGGUAUGUGCCAAUGUGUACCUAAGUGUGUUUGUAACUGUGUUGCCUUAGUAUAAAUUUGCCAGUAUUGUCUAGUUUUCCUCCAAAAAGGGGAGGUUGUGCACUUUAGAGUAUACACAUGACCUGAUAACGUGCAAUGUCCAAUGGUUGUUCAUAAAUUGAUGUUAAAAAAAGUACUCAAAAAUGUAACUUAAGCUCUUUUUGUCUGAAUGUGACGGCGAUCAAGGGUCGGUUAUGAAAGCAUUACAUUUUUGGCAGGUUAUACAUAUUAUAAAAGCAUUUUGUUUGACCAUUUUAGUAGAGAUUAGCCUAAAGUUUAACUUAGUGUUGGAUAAUCUUUAUUCCCGAUCAAAUUGGCGUUAACACCAUGACACAGACAACCUCAGAUAUAUUGCAGCGACGUUUCGGAAAGCCAGACAUUUUCUUCUCUUGCUGCUGAAAGACUUGCUUCCUUUGCACGUGCAUGCGACGCCUUGCCUGUCCAGCUUGUUCGAUAUCUCCUAUAUCUCUUUCUAUAUUCAUAUAUAUAUACAUAUAUACAGUAUGUGUUGCUCCUGUAAUUAGCUUUAGUGUCCAAUGUAUAGCUUUAGCCUGUAGAAUAGUGCACUGUCGCUCUAGCCUUUACAUGUGAUCUGUGUUUUGAGCUUCCUGUAAAGUUUCUCUGUGCCGCCAGCAUGCUAACCUCGCCUAGCAUUGUACUCCUCUUCGCGCUUGAAACUAUCUCUAUCCUCUGUCUUUCUUCUUCUGCUUGAAGACUGUCGCAGCUCAGAACGUAGCGUAUUAUAUAUCUAUGUGUGUAGUCCCUCAGCAUGUCUCUGAAAGCUUUUCUCUGCUCUGCACCUGUACGUACUUUUCUCUCUUCUCUUUCGCUUUGCCCUCUGGUGGCAGUAACAAUGUAACCUCUUCGCUUUCUUCCAAUGUUUCUCGGCUGCCCGCUGUCGCCCUCUGUCCGCGUGUCUGAGAGCGUGUCGUGUCAUGGUGUCAUCAGGCCACUGUCUUCUGAUUUCAUUUUACCCAGACCUUUGACUCUAUGAGAUGUAUGAGAAACUGAAUAAAUAGGAUUGAGACUUGAUUGUCCAAAAAACUUGUCCAAAACAAGUGUUUUUAGCCUUUAACACAAUAUAUAGAAAAUAUCCCUGCUUUCUUGCUCAUAGGAAAUAUUGUUUGUUAAUGAGAACAAUUACAAUCCCCUAGUACUCAGAGUGCAGUCCACUUUCAUCAAAUAUGGUACGAUUUUGAAUCAUACAUUCUGCAAACUGCUCUGCUAGCUUCUCUCAAACAUUUUGUCCUGAACUAUAUGUUACUAUUGGGAAAAUAGAAAUAAAUAUUGUCAAAACAAA
Messenger RNA from Eleginops maclovinus (Patagonian blennie), 6171 nucleotides. RefSeq names its product glutamate decarboxylase 2 (gene gad2). The record is from RefSeq and is a predicted model, not a curated record. NCBI's taxonomy places the organism in Eukaryota, Metazoa, Chordata, Actinopteri, Perciformes, Eleginopidae. Gene Ontology annotation, biological process: GABA biosynthetic process; GABA shunt. Gene Ontology annotation, molecular function: glutamate decarboxylase activity; pyridoxal phosphate binding. Gene Ontology annotation, cellular component: cytoplasm.